AUGAGCCAAAGCCAGCCGCGGAGAAGCGGCUCGCCCGUCGGCGGGGCCAGGAGGAACGACAGCCGGGACUACCUGCUCAUGGACUCGGAGCCGGGCGAGGAGAACUGCGCGGCGCCCUGCGCUUACUACCCCGCCAGAGGCGUUGAGAACAGACAUGCCCUCCGACAACAGACUAUAGUCCGGGAGAAGGGCAGGAGGCUCGCCAACCGAGGCCCGGCAUAUAUGUUUAAUGACCAUUCGACCAGCCUUUCUCUAGAAGAGGAGCGUUUUUUGGAAGCAGCAGAAUACGGAAACAUUCCCGUCAUCCGUAAAAUGCUGGAGGAAUGUGUUUCGCUGAACGUGAACUGCGUGGACUACAUGGGGCAAAACGCACUGCAGCUGGCAGUAGCGAAUGAGCACCUGGAGAUCACCGAACUUUUGCUUAAGAAGGAGAACCUUUCGCGGGUCGGGGACGCCCUGCUUUUGGCCAUUAGCAAAGGGUACAUCCGUAUCGUGGAAGCCAUCCUAAGUCACCCUGCGUUCGCCGAGGGCAAGAGGCUGGCCACGAGCCCCAGCCAGUCAGAGCUACAGCAUGACGACUUCUACGCCUACGACGAGGACGGGACCCGCUUCUCCCACGAUGUCACCCCCAUCAUCCUGGCCUCUCACUGCCAUGAGUACGAAAUCGUGCACACCCUGCUGAGGAAGGGGGCGCGUAUCGAGAGGCCGCACGACUACUUCUGCAAAUGUAGCGAGUGUAAUAAGAAACAGAAGCAUGACUCUUUCAGCCAUUCCAGGUCCAGGAUCAACGCCUACAAAGGCUUGGCUAGCCCGGCUUACCUGUCCUUGUCCAGCGAAGAUCCGGUCAUGACCGCCUUAGAACUCAGCAAUGAGCUAGCUGUGCUUGCUAACAUUGAGAAAGAGUUCAAGAACGAUUACAAAAAACUCUCUAUGCAGUGCAAGGACUUCGUAGUCGGGCUUCUAGACCUGUGCAGAAACACAGAAGAAGUGGAAGCUAUCCUGAAUGGUGAUGUCGAGUUGAACCACUGGGAGCGCGGACGUCCUAGCCUCAGCCGCUUAAAACUCGCCAUUAAAUAUGAAGUUAAAAAAUUUGUAGCACACCCCAACUGCCAGCAGCAGCUCCUCUCUAUCUGGUAUGAGAAUCUGUCAGGUUUACGACAACAGACCAUGGCGGUGAAGUUUUUGGUGGUGCUUGCUGUUGCGGUUGGGUUGCCGUUCCUAUCUGUGGUUUACUGGAUUGCUCCGUGCAGCAAGGUGGGCAGGAUAAUGCGUGGACCAUUCAUGAAGUUUGUGGCACACGCCGCCUCUUUCACCAUUUUUCUGGGACUGCUGGUCAUGAAUGCGGCAGACAGAUUUGAUGGCACCAAAAUAAAACCUAAUGAAUCUAGGACUGAUAAUGAAGCACAGCUGUUCAGGAUGAAAACCUCCUGCUUCUCCUGGAUGGAGAUGCUUAUUAUCUCUUGGGUAAUAGGUAUGAUAUGGUCCGAAUGUAAAGAAAUUUGGUCCCAAGGUCCCAAGGAAUACCUUUUUGAGUUGUGGAAUAUGCUAGAUUUUGGCAUGUUGGCUAUUUUCGCUGCUUCCUUCAUUGCGAGGUUCAUGGCAUUUUGGCAUGCCUCCAGAGCCCAGAACAUCGUCGCUAAAUCCAACAUGUCAGCUGCAGUGCUGGACCCCAGCAUAAAGUACUACACUCUGGCUAGAAUAGACUGGGAUCCAUCCGACCCUCAAAUCAUAUCUGAGGGCCUGUAUGCAAUUGCCGUGGUUUUAAGCUUUUCAAGAAUUGCAUACAUUCUACCAGCCAACGAAAGCUUUGGACCGCUGCAGAUAUCCCUGGGCAGAACUGUGAAAGACAUAUUCAAAUUCAUGGUCAUAUUUAUCAUGGUGUUUGUGGCCUUCAUGAUAGGAAUGUUUAACCUCUACUCCUACUACUUGGGGGCGAAACAAAACGAAGCCUUCACUACAGUAGAAGAAAGCUUCAAAACUUUGUUCUGGGCAAUAUUUGGACUCUCAGAAGUUAAAUCAGUUGUCAUUAACUACAAUCACAAGUUCAUUGAGAACAUUGGUUAUGUCCUCUAUGGGGUCUAUAACGUCACCAUGGUUAUUGUUCUAUUGAACAUGCUUAUCGCAAUGAUCAACAGCUCUUUCCAGGAGAUUGAGGACGAUGCCGAUGUGGAAUGGAAGUUUGCAAGAGCAAAACUGUGGUUCUCCUAUUUUGAGGAGGGCAGAACUCUUCCAGUACCUUUUAAUCUAGUGCCUAGCCCCAAAUCUCUGCUUUACCUCUCGCUCAGAAUAAGGAAAUGGAUUUAUAAAUUACUUUGCCAUAAAAAAGGUUUCCAGGAAGAUGCAGAGAUGAAUCAGGUAGGCCAAAGAAAGCACUCAAGUAUAAAAAGCACAGAUGACCUCAAUUUAAACAGCUUAAGUAACCCUCAAAGGAAGUAUCAGAAAAUUAUGAAACGUCUUAUUAAGAGAUACGUACUGAAAGCUCAGGUGGACAAGGAGAGCGACGAAGUCAACGAAGGUGAGCUGAAAGAAAUUAAGCAGGACAUCUCAAGCCUGCGUUAUGAACUCCUUGAAGAAAAAUCACAGAACACAGAAGACCUGGCAGAACUCAUCAGAAAACUUGGGGAGAAAUUGUGCAUCGAGCCAAAACAGGAACAAAUUAACAGAUAACAGAAACUUCUUUCUGACGAGAAACACCACAUUGGCAGUCCACUGAA
This is a messenger RNA of Euleptes europaea (tarantolino), 2714 nucleotides long. It is a transcript of the gene TRPC6, whose product is annotated as transient receptor potential cation channel subfamily C member 6. The record is from RefSeq and is a predicted model, not a curated record. Bases 1 to 2667 code for a protein of 888 amino acids. Gene Ontology annotation, molecular function: inositol 1,4,5 trisphosphate binding; protein binding; store-operated calcium channel activity. Gene Ontology annotation, biological process: regulation of cytosolic calcium ion concentration; manganese ion transport; calcium ion transmembrane transport. Lineage: Eukaryota; Metazoa; Chordata; Lepidosauria; Squamata; Sphaerodactylidae. The transcript has 12 exons. Gene Ontology annotation, cellular component: cation channel complex; membrane.